AGAAGUGCGCACUCACUUCCUGAUGGAGUUGUUGCGAAGAAUAAAAAUACACAUUUACCCAUCCUGCUAGACCAGUUAUGUUCGACUGUCGACGUGAGAGCGAAACGCCACUUUUGUUUAAAGGACGUUGUUGAUGGAGUUUUUGUUCAUGAAUAAAAGACAUCGCCACGUCCAGAGAGCCGGUGCUGGUGAGCUAAAAAAGCCCCGUUGGUGGCUGACGUGAGCUAGUAAUGUCUCUGUCCACCGAUAUGCUCGAGACACCCCCUGGAUAUCCAUUUGAGGAGAUUAAUUAUGAAGACAUUGACGUGGAGGAGGUAGUGGGACGAGGAGCUUUUGGGGUGGUUUGCAAAGCCAAGUGGAAAGGCAAAGAUGUUGCAAUCAAGACUAUUGAAAGUGAAUCGGAAAGAAAAGCAUUUAUUGUUGAGCUCCGACAGCUUUCACGUGUAAAUCACCCUAAUAUUGUGAAGUUGUAUGGCUCGUGCAAUAAUCCAGUCUGCCUUGUGAUGGAAUAUGCAGAAGGUGGAUCACUCUACAAUGUGCUGCAUGGUGCUGAACCCCUCCCCUGUUACACUGCUUCCCAUGCCAUGAGCUGGUGUUUACAGUGCUCCCAGGGUGUGGCCUACCUCCAUGGCAUGAAACCAAAGGCUCUCAUCCACAGGGACCUCAAGCCACCCAAUUUGCUGCUUGUGGCUGGCGGCACUGUGCUUAAGAUAUGUGACUUCGGAACGGCAUGUGACAUUCAGACUCAUAUGACCAACAACAAAGGAAGUGCAGCAUGGAUGGCUCCAGAGGUAUUUGAAGGCAACAAUUACAGUGAGAAGUGUGAUGUAUUCAGCUGGGGGAUAAUUCUCUGGGAAGUGAUCACACGCAGGAAGCCCUUUGAUGAAAUUGGAGGACCGGCUUUCCGUAUUAUGUGGGCAGUGCACAAUGGCACAAGACCACCGUUAAUCACAAAUUUGCCCAAGCCAAUUGAGAGUUUGAUGACCCGCUGUUGGUCAAAAGACCCCUCUCAGAGGCCUUCCAUGGAAGAGAUUGUGAAGAUCAUGACUCAUCUUAUGAGGUACUUUCCUGGAUCUGAAGAACCCCUACAAUGUCCGUACCAGUAUUCAGAUGAUGGACAGAGCAGCUCUGCAACUAGUACAGCUUCAUAUGUGGACAGCACCAGCAACAAAAGUGAUGCAAACAUUGAGCACAGUGAUUCUCAAGGGAGCAGCGACACCAUUAAGAUCACACCGCAGUUUCCGUCUCACUUCAAGCCAAAGUGUGAGCCAUUGAGGACUCUGCCUCUUUCGAGAGGAGGCAGUUUUGAAAGUCUGUCUGUGCGAACACAAGGCUUGACACCAUCCGACAGUAAACGAAUGAGUGCUGACCUUUCAGAACUGGACCCCAACACAGCACGCCCCCAGUAUAAACGAGGCCAUCGUAAAACAGCGUCACAUGGCACCAUCCUGGACAUUCCCAAGAUCGUCGUCACAGCCACGUGUGAGCCUCAGAGACGUCGCUCCGUACAGGAUUUGCCAGGCAUUGGCACAGAGUCCUCCCAGGGAUGCAGAAACAGCAGAGGUUACAUCUCGCCUGAUGAGCCCAAAGACACCAAUGGCUCAGACAAUUCCAUUCCCAUGGCUUACCUCACGCUUGAUCAUCAGCUUCAGCCCUUAGCGCCUUUCCCCAACUCAAAAGAAUCCAUGGCUGUUUUUGAGCAACACUGCAAAAUGGCUCAAGAAUAUCUGAAAGUGCAGACAGAGAUUGCUCUGCUGAUCCAGAGAAAAAAAGAACUAAUUGCUGAACUGGACCAAGAUGAGAAGGACCAGCAGAACACAUCCCGUCUGGUGCAAGAGCAUAAAAAACUACUGGAAGAAAACAAGAGUCUGUCCACAUACUACCAAAAGUGCAAAAAACAGCUGGAGCUGAUCCGGGUCCAGCAGCAGAAGAGACAGGGGACAUCGUGAUGACAUUUCCCAUCAUAGACGUGAUAUGAACUCCUGCCAUUCAACACAAACAAGUAUAUAAACAAACUCAUAACAGUUCCCAGUCCAGUGCUGAUGUGCCUUGCAUGUCGCACACUGUAGUCGCUUUGCCUCUGUCCAACAGGAAGGUGUCUUCUGUACAUAUAUUGCACAUCCUCACAGUGUAUUCUGUGAUUGUCGACCAAACAAUCACUGGCCUGCUGGGUUUCAGAAUGGAGCUUUGCAUCUAUUGCGGCCUUGUAAAAUGGCAGGCUGCUGAAGGCUGGAUUGUGUAUUUCUACAUGUUGCUCUCAGGGCCUCUUGGAUGACCAGUUGAUGUUUUUUUCAUUCCUCAGCAUCCUCUGGGGGACUCAGUAACAAUUUAGCAGCCAAUAGACACGCUGUCCUCAAAUAUGUGAAAAAAGCAAGAAGUUCAGCAACAAGUUCUAUUGCAGAAUUCUGAGAAUAUGGGGGAUGCCUGUUGUGCAAAAGAUGCACCCUGUAUCACAUAGUAUUUCAUCUUCCACCUCCUGUACCAACACAUUUUCCUUUCAUGUAUCUUUGUUCUAAAAAUGACUUUAUUGCCAUAUAUAUACAUAUAUACAGUACAGGCCAAAAGUUUGGACACACAUUCUCAUUUCAAUGCGUUUUCUUUAUUUUCAUGACUAUUUUCAUUGUAGAUUGUCACUGAAGGCAUCAAAACUAUGACACCUGUGAAGUGAAAACCCUUUCAAGUGACUACCUCUUGAAGCUCAUCGAGAGAAUUCCAAGAGUGUCCAAAACAGUAAUCAGAGCAAAUGGUGGCUAUUUUGAAGAAACUAGAAUAUAAAACAUGUUUUCAGUUAUUUCACCUUUUUUUGUUAAGUACAUAACUCCACAUGUGUUCAUUCACAGUUUUAAUGCCUUUAGUGACUAUCUACAAUGUAAAUAGUCAUGAAAAUAAAGAAAACCUAUUGAAUGAGAACUUUUGGCCUGUACUGUGUGUGUGUGUGUGCGUGUGUGUGUGUGUGUGCGUGUGUGUGUGUGUAUGUAUAUAUAUAUAUAUAUAUAUAUAUAUAUAUAUAUAUAUACGGCAAAAACACAAAAAUAAGCUUUCAUCGCAAAUUAGACAAGCUGUGGAUUCCACAAAAAUAAUUUGAGUGUAUGCCAGUGUUGGUUUUUUUAUUGUACAUUUUUUUAGUCCUUUUUUAUUCAGUAGUUGACCUUUUUCUUUUGGACAUAUUUUAUGGGGGUGUGGAAAUAAUAGAGAGCCUGUACCUUGUAUACAGUACGUUGUUUUUAGUUCACAUGUUGCCUUAGAAGUCGCCCGCUUGACUUGCAUUGUAGACAUUUAAUGAAAUGUAUGACAAAAGCGUAGUUGAAUGAAACAG
Molecule: messenger RNA, 3316 nt
Organism: Nerophis lumbriciformis (worm pipefish)
Lineage: Eukaryota; Metazoa; Chordata; Actinopteri; Syngnathiformes; Syngnathidae
Gene: map3k7
Product: mitogen-activated protein kinase kinase kinase 7
Biological process (GO): protein phosphorylation; JNK cascade; immune response
Molecular function (GO): ATP binding; MAP kinase kinase kinase activity; magnesium ion binding
Source: RefSeq, a predicted model, not a curated record